AUGCGGGUCGCCUUUAAAGACCACGACCAGUUUUGUCGCGUCAUUGGACCGCAGCCUAGAACGUCAUCGCGUUUGAUUUUGACGGCCCAAAAACAGCCCGGCUUGUCGGACGUGUUUCGCCUGCCCUUGCCCUCCGGUGCGAAAGCAAAGAGAAUUUACAGUUGCUGCCUGUCAGUCAAGUCUGAAAUCAUGGCUGCCCCAGAUACCCAUGCUCCGCCCCCACGGAACGGUCGCUUCCUGAUGGUGUUCGACUUUGACGAGACAAUCAUCAAUGAAAACAGCGACGAUGCAGUGGUACGAGCUGCACCCGGGCAAACUCUGCCCAACUGGCUCCUUGAGUGUUACCGACCUGGUCAUUACAACGAACACAUGCAGCGUAUCCUGGCCUACAUGGCUCAGCAGGGUGUGCAGGAGGACGCCAUCCGCACUGAGAUAGAGUGCAUCCCCGCAUCCCCUGGUUUACCCGCCCUUCUGACCUUCCUCCGCUCCAGGCCACAAGACUUUGAGUGCGUGGUGUUGUCCGACGCUAACAUGUAUUUCAUCGAGACCUGGCUGAACAAAGCCGGAACGCGGCAACUUUUCUCCGAGGUCUUCACGAACCCCGCGAGUUUUGACGGCGAUGGACGUCUGGUGCUGCUGCCCUUCCAUGCUCACGGGUGUCCGCGAUGCCCAGACAACAUGUGCAAGCAGGUAAUCCUGCAGGACUACCUGGCACGGAGAGCACGGGAACGAGGCAGCCCCUUCCAAAGGGUGUUUUACAUUGGGGAUGGGGCCAAUGACAUCUGUCCCACACUGGCUCUGGGGGAGAAGGACACAGUCUUCCCCCGGAGGGAUUUUCCUAUGUACCGCAUCAUCCAAGACAUGCAGAAAGGUCAGCCAGGCACUUUCAAAGCAUCUGUGGUGCCCUGGGCCAAUGGAGAGGAUGUAAUGGACUGCCUGAAGAGAGCAAUAGAGGAGAGAUGA
Molecule: messenger RNA, 963 nt
Organism: Chanos chanos (milkfish)
Lineage: Eukaryota; Metazoa; Chordata; Actinopteri; Gonorynchiformes; Chanidae
Product: probable phosphatase phospho1
Exons: 2
Coding region: 1-963 (320 amino acids)
Molecular function (GO): phosphatase activity
Source: RefSeq, a predicted model, not a curated record